UUGAACGUAGAUUGUACGACAAGGCGUUUUGCAUGGAAUGGGGAACAGUUUGGACGCGAAGAGCUACUCAAAGCCUGGGAUAUUUUACUCAAUUAAUAUUAUUAUUUUUUAUUUUUGCCUUUUGAAAGCAGAGUAGAGGCAACUUUUUUUUCUCGAAGUGCCUGCCCAAGAAGCCAAAGGCGUCUUACUGGACUUCCCGAACACAACACACAACCCGAAUUUGCCAAUGACAUAACCAAGGAUUAACAGGGGUCGAGUCGGCCAGACACAGCGCUGCUGGAUUUUUUGUUAACUUCGUGAAGUUGAAAGGAAGCAGAUUUGGCAGUCACCAUGCCGGCCCUCUCCACCAGAGCCGGCAGUGAGAUAGGUUUGUAUGAGCUGUUGUCUGUACUGCCGUCUCAGCUGCAGCCUCAUAUUGAGCGUGCUGAUGACUGCUCUUUUCUACACGCCAUGUUUGGGGAGAGGAGUCUACAUUCAUUGGUCAAGAUCCAUGAGAAGUUACAGUGUUAUGAAGACCGUGCUCCAACUCCAGUACUGGACAGCGCCGGCUCACUGGCUCAAGAUUUGACGGAGGAACUUCAGGGAAGAAGUGCAAGUCAUGAGAUGAGAGAGCUUGUCAAGCUGCUGUCCAAACCACAUAUGAAGAGUUUGUUGUCAGUUCAUGAUACUGUGGCCAGGAAGAGUUACGAUCCAGAGCUUCCUCCUCUGCCAGACGACAUUGAUGAUGAGGAAGAUUCUGUCAAGAUCAUUCGACUGGUCAAGAAUAAAGAGCCUUUGGGUGCAACCAUAAAGAAGGAUGAACACACUGGAGCAAUCAUAGUGGCGCGCAUCAUGAGGGGCGGGGCAGCAGACAGAAGUGGGCUGAUACAUGUCGGAGAUGAGCUGAAAGAGGUCAACGGUAUCCCUGUAGAUGACAAAAAACCUGAGGAAAUAAUUUGCAUCCUGUCCCAGUCACAAGGUGCCAUCACGUUCAAAGUAGUCCCAGGCAUCAAAGAGGAGGCACAAAGCAAAGAGCCCAAGAUUUUUGUAAAGGCUCUUUUUGACUACAAUCCAGCUGAGGAUAAGGCAAUCCCUUGCAAGGAGGCAGGUUUGGCAUUCACAAAGGGAGAUAUCCUGCAGGUUAUGAGCCAGGACGAUGCCACCUGGUGGCAGGCCAAACUGGAGGGUGAUGGCAACACGCGCGCAGGACUCAUCCCAUCCAAACAUUUUCAGGAGAGGAGGUUUGCCGUCUGGAGACCCAUGACCGUCGCAACUCUUCAGAGAACCCCCAGCAAAAGAUUUUAUGAUGAGACUGUUGCAUGGGUGGAGGACAUUGAAGAGGAUGCUGAGUUUGCCUCUUAUUUAAGUGGACUCCAUAUUGCGGGUCUACGGAGGAGUUUUCGUCUCAGCAGAAGAGAUAAGAAGACAAAUAAAUCGAUGUAUGAAUGUAAAAGAAAUGAUCAUUACGACACAGCUGAUGUGCCCACUUAUGAAGAGGUGACGGCCUACCGCAGAAAACAUGGAGACAGGCACAGACUUGUUUUGUUAGUUGGUCCUACUGGUGUUGGUUUGAAUGAGCUCAAAAGGAAAUUGUUGAUAUCCGAUCCACAACAUUUUAGUGUCACCAUCCCACAUACCUCUCGAUCAAAGAGACAUCAGGAAAGUGAUGGAGUGGAGUAUCAUUUUAUCUCCAAACACCUUUUUGAAGCAGAUAUUCAGAACAGCAAAUUCAUUGAACAUGGAGAGUAUAAGGGAAACUACUAUGGGACGAGCUUCGAUUCUGUACGUUCAGUCCUGUCGAAGAACAAGGUGUGCCUUCUAGAUGUACAGCCACAUACGCUAAAGCAUCUUCGCACAGCCGAGUUUAAGCCCUAUGUGGUGUUUGUGAAGCCUCCAUCCAUCGAGCGUUUGAGAGAGACCAGGAAGAACGCGAAAGUCAUCUCAAGCAAAGACGAUAAGAACUCGUCCAAACCCUUCUCGGAGGAGGACUUCCAGGAGAUGAUCAGUGCUGCUCAGAUGAUGGAAAACCAGUACGGUCACCUCUUUGAAAAGGUCAUCGUGAAUGAUGACCUCACGAUCGCCUUCAACGAGCUCAAGCAGGCGCUCAGGAAAGUGGAGACAGAAGCUCAGUGGGUGCCCGUUAGCUGGACUCAUUCCUGAGUGGUGGCACAUAACAGGACAAAAGGAACAAGGACUAAGGGAAAGACUUGAAGAACUGUGAUAGAUUUCAUUUUAUUGUGUAUUUUUAUUUUUGGCUGUAGAUGGUGAUGGGUAAUGCUAUAUUUGUCUUGAUAUAUCUAUUCUUGGAGACUAAAGUGGAAGAAUAUAGAUUUGUUUUUGUUUUGUGGUGGAUAUAGCUGAAGUGUGUGAUUGCACUCAGAAAUUCAGCAAACGUCUGAUUGUUUAGCCGCCGCUGAGAUAGUGUUUCAGACUGCCAAUCAAGUGGUCUGGUGGUAUUGACCACUCCUUGGUGUAUUUUUAACAUUAGUUUAUAGAAACCUAAGGGAUGGACAUUAAUAUUCUGUGCUCAAAGUACACAUUUUUGUAUUUCAGAACUUAGCACACUGUAUUCCAUUGGCCUGUUCCUCUGCAUCUAGUUUUAUCAGCACGCUAUUAACCAUAUACGUGAGGUUGGAUGAUGUGAUGUUCAGUGGGCCCAAAUUGAUUUUAUUUAAAUAGAAAAUUAAUAUAUUUUGAUAUUUUUGGAACUUCUACUUUUUUAGCUCAUUCCCUAUUGAGAUUUUUACAUCAAAAUCAGAGCUGUGAGGAUUUAUUUAGCCUUUUUAGUGAGUGCUCUUGGCUGAUCAAAGCCUCAGGGUCUCUGUAGACAGAGCUUUUAUUAAUGUACAGUAUAAUCCAAUGUGUGCAGAAAAGCUUACUGCUUUUCUUCAGUUUCAUCUCUCUUUUUCCUCUAUCCCCUUUUCCUUCCAUCUUCCAAUUUGCUUUAUUGCCCAGUCUACAGACUAGCUGUUGUUAAGGGCAGGCAUUUGGAAAGAACAUGCGUGGGAAUAUACUCCUUCUGAGCUGAUUAGUCAAGAGUCUUGGAAGUCUAACAGCAGCACUUCCACAGUUGAAUCUCAUUGAAAUUGAUGUGAAAUGGUAAGCGGAAAUGGCAUUUCAGACAAGAUUAGUUCACUCAAAAAUGAAAAUUCUGUCAUAAUUCAGUUCUUUGGUAUAGUUUGAAUACAGAACACAAGUCAUGCAGACUUAUGGUACUUGAUUAUUUUUGGUGCACAACUGACCUCCUCCAACUUAAUGAGUUUCUGACCACUAUAGUGGUUCUAACCAAGAGUUUCAGCAGCCCAGGAUAUUUGGCCGAAACGGACCAAUAUAUAGUCUGGAUAGACUUAAUGACAUUUAGUUUGCGCUUCUCAGAUGAUACAGUUUGAAUAGCUGUUUUGUGCACAUAAGGGGGAAAAGUACAGCAGCGUAAACACGUCAGCAGUUUGGACACAUUACGUGUGCAAAAGAAUGCUAAAGUAGCAGAAUGUAAAACUAGUUGGAAAUAUCAAGACUAUGACUGCUUUAAUUUAUCAUCUGAGAACAUUAUAUCCUGAAGUGACCAAAAUUUAUUUACCCAAACGCUAUUUUAAGUUUUUGACCAAAUGUAACUUUAGUUUUUCUGUAUUGCUGUUGAAAAAUCAUUUUGGCGCAUUACUAGUAACAACUUAAGAGUGCGUAAAUGUUGACAAAAUUGUCAUUUAUUGGGUGAACUGGUGAGGUCUUUUCUUACUUUUAAAGGGAUAAAGAUAUGUCACUUAAUGCAUGCUUUUCUCGUCGUUUAGUUAUUUUAGCACAUUGGUUUACAGUCAGGCAGUGUCAGUCUCUCACUAUGUACUGUUACUGAAUUUAGUUUAGUCCUAUGGUCCACUUAAAUACGAAUUAAAAUCAAGGUGCACUGAUGUUUAUUUGAUUCACUGUUAGUUUUGUUCUUGCCUUGGUUUUUUCAUAUAUUUCAGAGUUGUUCCAUACUUCACAAUACAAAAGUUUCAAAACUUU
Molecule: messenger RNA, 3978 nt
Organism: Carassius auratus (goldfish)
Lineage: Eukaryota; Metazoa; Chordata; Actinopteri; Cypriniformes; Cyprinidae
Product: MAGUK p55 subfamily member 7-like
Exons: 20
Coding region: 331-2139 (602 amino acids)
Molecular function (GO): protein binding
Source: RefSeq, a predicted model, not a curated record